UGCAAAUGGAAUCCAAUCCGGGUUUUAGCUCCAGCCCAGAUUUCAGCUUUGCAAAGUUUGCCAAGGCUGGUUGGUUGCAGAGGACUUGGGUUGCAAAGGAAGGAGCAAUCUGAAAGCUGUGCAUGAAAAUGGAUAAAAUGGAUGACCUUCACUCCUGUGUGCCACCUUCCUCUUGCGACUGUUUUGUCUCGCUUCCACCUGCCUCUGCUGCCAGAGAGGUGAUCUUUGGCAAGAAUUCAGACCGGCCAAAGGAUGAAGUCCAGGAAGUUGUCUAUUUCCCUGCUGAAUGUCAUGCCAAGGGGACAAAGGUCCAGGUGAGAUAAAAACCAAGAAGAGGGCUGGAGUAGUGCACAUAUAUUGAAGUGGAUCAGGUUGAAAGGACCCAUGCAGUCAUUCUGAGUCGACCUGCCUGGCUGUGGGGAGCCGAGAUGGGGGCCAACGAACAUGGAGUCUGCAUCGGCAAUGAAGGGGUGUGGACCAAGGAGUCGGUUGGGGAGGAGGAAGCCUUGCUGGGCAUGGAUCUGGUCAGGCUGGGUUUAGAGAGGGGUACCACUGCCCAUGAAGCCCUCCAGGUCAUAACAGCACUUCUGGAACACUACGGUCAAGGGGGAAGCUGCAAAGAGGAGCCCACUCCUUUCAUUUACCAUAAUACCUUUCUCCUGGCUGAUCGCAUGGAAGCUUGGAUCUUGGAAACAGCUGGACGAUUUUGGGCUGCUCAGAGGAUUCGAGAAGGUGCCCGGAACAUCUCCAACCAGCUGAGCAUUGGGACAGAGAUUACUGCUGAACAUAAAGGUCUACGGCAGCAUGCCCAAAAGCAGGGAUGGUGGAGUGGUGAGGGAGAAUUUAGCUUCACGGAAGUAUUUUCACUCAUCCAUCAGCCUGUUCGCAUGGAAGCAGCCAAAGCUCGGUAUUGCACUGGUCAGCAACUCCUGCACAAGCAUUCAGGACAGAUCACUGCAGAGACCAUUAUGGGCAUCUUGAGUGACAAAUCCAGUGGGAUCUGUGUUGAUUCUGAGGGAUUCUCAACCACAGGAAGUAUGGUGUCCAUCCUCCCACAAGAUCCCCACCUACCUUGCAUCCACUUCUUCACAGCCACACCAGACCCUUCCAGAUCUAUCUUCAAACCCUUCAUCUUUGUUCCCAACAUCCCUUCCUUCCCCCAGGUGAAGUCACCAAGCUUCGGUGAUGAAGACCCCAUCAGAGAGAAUCCUCGGUUUCAGAGCCGGGUUGACCGACGCCAUGAUCUCUAUAGACAGCAUCAGUUAGUCUUGGAAGUCAUGGAUCGGGACCAGCAUGAAAACCGAAGACUCCAGGAAGCUAUGCAGAAAUUUCAACAACAGACCCUGGAGAGAAUGAAAAAUUUGUUGGCAGGUUCCCUGACUCUGAAACCCCAGGAGUUAGCUGACCUCUUUUGUAAUUCUGUGGAAAGAGAACUCAAAUUAUAUAAAUGAUGGAUAAUGCCAGAACUUCAGAAGACCAAGAAGAGCCUCUUGCUGCCUUCUAGUCCUGACACUGCAAUCCUGAAUUUCAAGUUCACUUCCUGCUCUUUGCUCUUGUUGCCUGCUGGUAAAAUUGGAGCAGAGAUGACUUCUAAUAAGAAGCAUAUGCUCUAGCUUAAGCCUUUCAGGAGUUGAUGUUCAGAAUCUGCAAUCUUCCCUGCACACAGAUGGACUUCAGUCUGCAUCUGGCACACCAAUAAAAUUUACAAGACUGGAAAGACUGGGCUUGGUGCAAUCUCCUUUUAAGGGGAAGGUUCCUGUUUCAGACCUACAUUACUGUGGUACUUCCCCAUGAAAUUUUGGGAGCUCCUGAACAAAUACCUUGUAUCACUGUACUCAUGACAGUACACGUCACAGGCUCCUUUCGGGCAGUUGCUAAUUUAAGACAAUUUUCAUAAGUUAAUAUUUGCAAGGCAGAAUUUCAGCAGGAAGAAGGGGUGUCUCCACAUUUCAUUUGAAAGAUGAAAAAACCUGAGUGGGUUGAGAGAACCUGCACUGGGGCUCACAGUCCCUAUCAUUUUCUUGGAGGAAGCGCUGCUCACAAGUUACAGAAGAGUCCAUCUGGCUUUUUCCAUCUGACUAGUCAUCUUGAUUGCUUAUAUGCUUUUUAAAAAAUGGAUAGCAAUCAGUUUGCCUGUUAAAUACACUAUUUCGUUAAGCCUGACAGAAUAAAAAGCUUAUUUUUUAUUUUAA
Messenger RNA from Sceloporus undulatus (fence lizard), 2192 nucleotides. It is a transcript of the gene SCRN2, whose product is annotated as secernin 2. The transcript is spliced from 9 exons. Gene Ontology annotation, molecular function: dipeptidase activity; cysteine-type exopeptidase activity. Bases 429 to 1451 code for a protein of 340 amino acids. Gene Ontology annotation, biological process: proteolysis. The record is from RefSeq and is a predicted model, not a curated record. NCBI's taxonomy places the organism in Eukaryota, Metazoa, Chordata, Lepidosauria, Squamata, Phrynosomatidae.